Molecule: messenger RNA, 3148 nt
Organism: Cydia fagiglandana
Lineage: Eukaryota; Metazoa; Arthropoda; Insecta; Lepidoptera; Tortricidae
Product: zinc finger protein 184-like
Exons: 3
Coding region: 231-2201 (656 amino acids)
Source: RefSeq, a predicted model, not a curated record
UGCCCGGUUGGUGGUAUUGGUCAAGUUUUAUUUAUUUUGUAAUAACAUAACAAGGUUUAAAUUCUUAAAUUCAAAGCUAUUAUAGCUAAAACAUCGUCAACAAAUUACAGAAUACAGUUUUGCACAUCAUCGUACUACGCCGACGUAGGUUGCACCACGUUGCACUAAAAUAUUCGUCAAUGUUAGUGAAUCGUGACGGUCAACGAUGACCUGGAAUAACUAACGGCGGUAUGAUGUCUGUAGAGGCUCCAUUUGUCAAGCAGGAGCCUGACGACGAGAAUAACAGGGGCUUAUGCGGUGUGAGCGGUACGCCUGAUGUAUUUACUGACGAAGUGCCUGUUAAAGAAGAGUUGAACACUGAAGACCAUGUGAAAGAGGAGCCCGCUUGCUCAGACAACGUGGACCUGAGUGCUGCACUGUAUGAGGACCAUCUUGUUAAGGAUGAGCUUGUGCUGGGCCCUGAGCAGUUUCACCAACCUCGUGUAUUGUCACUUCCAACACUUGAAGCGGGUUCCGUGCAAUCGCUGAGCUGCACUGUCAGACUGGAGCGCCUGCUGGUGGACACGGAGAGCCGCACUUGCCGGGUCGGGCGCCGCAACUACAAGCUUCACACCGGACAACCAAACACUAAAUAUGAAUGCAACAAUUGCAGCAAAAGUUUCAAAUAUCUUGCAGUUUAUAAGAAACACAUACACACUCAUUCUUUAACUUCACUUGAUUCCUGCAAGAAUGUUGAGUCAAACAGAAAAAGUAAGGUUAAAUGUCACUACUGUGAUAUCAAUCUUAAAAAAUCAGACUUACGAGCUCAUGAGGCUACUAGUGAAAAACUUUAUAAAUGUAAGAAUUGCGAUUAUAACUGUAUUCGCAAAGCACACUUGCAAAAACAUCAGAAGAUACACUUUGGUGAAAAGCCAUUUAAAUGUUCAGAGUGUAAUUUUGCGUGCCGUCUGAAAGUGAAUCUAGGACGUCACCAACGAACACAUACUGGCGAGACACCUUACGGAUGUAGAUACUGCGGUUUAAAAUGCAAGGAUAGAACCACGUUAAAAUGUCCUGAGAUGAUACACACGGAUGAAAAGCCUUUUAAAUGUAGGUAUUGCAAUCACAAAUUUAGAACGAAAGGAAACUUACUGAGUCACGAGAAAGUACACAAUAGAGAGAAGCCAUUUAAAUGUAGCUAUUGCAGUUUCAAAUGUGGAUAUAAAAGAAAUUUAAAAAUACAUGAGAUGAUACACACAAAUGAAAAGCCUUUGGAAUGUAGAUAUUGUGAUUACAAAUGCAAGAGGAAACAAGACUUACGAAGUCACGAAGUAGUACACAUCAUGGAGAAAUUGGAGAAAUGUAGGUAUUGCGAUUUCAAGUGUAGAGACAAAAGAAAUUUAAAAAGACAUGGGAGGAUACACGGGGAUGUGAAACUUCUUAAAUGUGGCAAAUGCGAUUAUAAGUGUAUUCGGAAAAGGGAUUUCCACAAACACCAGAAGAUACACACUGGUGGAAAUCUAUUAAAGUUCAGCUAUUGUGAUUACAAAUCGGAUAAAAAAAGUAUAAAAAUACAGGACAUAAUACACAGGGAUUCCAAGCCUUAUAAAUGUAGUGACUCUGAUUACAAGAUGACACGAAAAAAUGAUUUCCGAAAAAACCAAAUGACACACUUUAAUAACAGGUUUCAUAAAUGUGACUAUUGUGAUUACACGUGUCGUAAGGCAUGUAAUUUACGCCGUCACCAAAUGAUACACACUGGCGAGAACCCCUUUGAAUGUAAACACUGUGAUUUCAAAUGCAACCAAAAAACUGUCUUGAUUAAUCACGAGAAAACACACACUGGGGAUAAACCAUUCAAAUGCAGUUAUUGCGAUUUCAGAUGCAGCGUUAAAACAAACUUACGUAGUCACGAGAAAGUGCACACUAAGGAAAAACCAUAUCAAUGUGGCGAUUGCGAUUUCAAGUGUAUAAUGAAAUCAGAUUUACGACUACACCAAAUGAUACACACGGGUGAUAAACCUUUUAAAUGUAGUCACUGUACUUAUAAAUGUUCCAAGAAAUGUAAUUUAAAGAGACACGAGUUGAUUCACAAUGAAGAAAAGAGUUUUAAGUGUGGUAACUGCGCGUACGAGUGUAGACAGAAGGCAGCUUUACGCAGACAUGAGCAGGCGUACGGUGGACGCUGUUCUCGGCGUGAUAAAGCAGAUCUAGCUUUAUAACACCGCGCGAGUGAAACAGGCUUUACUUUUUGACAUUCUAGAAUAAAAUAGAGAUAGUGUCCAUCAUAUGUCAGCAUGGUUCUUAUGUCUUUGAUGUGAAAAUAAAAGUCGCUUAUCUCUCGAAUUUAAUUUAUAUGUUCAUUUAUAAUUAUAUCAUGUAGAACUUUUUUCCGUUAGUCUCUCAAUUAGACAUACUGUAAGUAUGAUUUAUUUCUAACUAGAGAAAAUUAUACAAAAUCACUUUAUCCUAGCUUUAAACACACUUUUACUAGUUGGUAAAAAAUCAGGAAACUUAUUGUUAAAGAAUUUACUUAUAAGAAGAUAUUGUUGUCUUGUCAAUUUGGCCUUUUCAACAAGGUCCACCAUCUCUUCGGCACUCUUCGGCACUGAUAUUUGAGAAACUCGAAUUGGACAGUGGCUCCUUAGAAUUUUUAUGAUCUAGCAGAAGCUCUCUAUGCUCAAAAAUGUCUUUGCCACGACAUCUAUCACAUCCACUAGAUGGAUCAGAUGGACUUGCUAUAUUUUCUUCUAGAGUGCACUGUUCCAUUUUGUAACAUGGUAAGCGUAUUGUCACGACUUUAUUUAACCAAUGUUUAUAUUUUACUAAAACUUUGUUUUUAGCACGUGUCUCUUUGUUCCAAUACGUCCUUAAAUUCUUGCAUAAAUUAUAUACACACCUUUCUAGACCAGUAAAAUCUAUGUUCUCGGUAUUCUCGAAGUAGGACUUAAGAACUUUAAUCAUGUGGCGUUUUCGUUCUGUAUCGGAAGCACCACGAAGAUCUGAGUGCCAAAUAUUGAAGAAGGGCAUCCUAGAAAAGGAGCAUUCAAUAAAAGUACCUGAAAAUAAUACAAAGAAUGCAUUAGAAUAUUUUUCAGAUUACUACGAUUAACUAAAUAAGGGCAGGGUAAUUCAUCAAUUACUGGCCACUGUUUAUUAACUGGCUAUC